This is a messenger RNA of Aspergillus piperis CBS 112811, 1177 nucleotides long. RefSeq lists its product as uncharacterized. NCBI's taxonomy places the organism in Eukaryota, Fungi, Ascomycota, Eurotiomycetes, Eurotiales, Aspergillaceae. The coding region runs from base 121 to 1119 and encodes 332 amino acids. The transcript is spliced from 3 exons. The record is from RefSeq and is a predicted model, not a curated record.
UCGUGCUCCACAACUGGCGCGGUUCGGCGCAAGGUACCAUCGCCGAAUUAUUUUCAGAUAGAUGGUUUUUCUUUUGGACCGGUGUCAUAUUUAUACUUAACCAGAUCCUCACCGCCAUCCAUGACUCAAAGCAAUAACCACCAUCGCCGCACUUCCUCGGGCUCCAAUGUCCCUAAGCUGAGGAACUCACGGCCGGCUUUACAUCGGAGAGGCACAUCCUUUGUCAACCACUCUAUAUCCAAACUAGGCUCUGGACAAGUCACCAAGCAGUUAGAGUUGGACGACGACCGGCAGCCCGAGAUGGCGGCUAGCUUUCUCAACUUUUGCGCCAUGUGCGAGAAGCAGAUAACAGUGCCUGACAAUUCCCUCUUAUAUUGUAGCGAAAGCUGUCGCCGCAAAGACUCCCACAAACCACUUUCAGCUUCCUUCUCAUCAAACUCCUCCAUGUCUUCCUCAACAACUCCACCUGCCUCUCCUCCUAUGUCUCCUCGAAUGAUUGUAGCACCCAUGACUCCCACGAAAGGUGCCGCCAGAUCCUCAAUCUCCAGGAUACCCAGCGAAUGGAAUGAUGCCAAGACGGAUCAGGAUCCAUCCGAAUGGAAGCCAGUGAUACCUAUGGGAUCCGGUGCCAGUUCUCUGGCGUCAUCAGAGGCUUGGAAUUACCUCUCCCAGUUUCAUCGUGAUGAAACUAUGAUGCCGGUCAGGCGCCCUCGGUUUGAUCACCGCAGUUCGACCAGCUUGUCGGCACUUUGGAGUGCUACGGGGUCUGUUCCGCCACUGAUGCACACGCCGUCCACAGCUGCAUCGUCGGUGAGCAGCAACGGGUCGGACUAUAUGAGCUAUAUGCAUGACUCGGCCUAUCGUCCACUGCCCCCUCGGCACAAGCCCCAGAUGUCUGGUUGCCCAAGCGCCUCGAAAGGGCUCGACUUGGUAGUGCCUCAUGUGCAUGUGAGCGUGGAAGAUGCCCCUGCUGUUAACAUCUCCAACGAUGGGUCGAUCUUCCCCGCCAGUAGUGCGCUAUGGGAUGAGAAGCCCAGUGAAAAGACGCCCACCCUGAAGACGGCCUUGGAUUCGCCGACCUCUGAUAUACCUGCCCGUUCCCUGGAGGAGACUCUGUGAUCAUACCGUCACGAUUCUGACGCUUUCCAAAUUGACUGAGUUUACAAUCAUUAGUCGA